CGCGCGUGCGCACUGCGCAGCCCUCUCAGGAGCCCGGAGCCGUAAGGGCGGCCGCAGUCUCGCGAUCCUCUAGCGCGCAGCUUUUCUUCUCUUCCUGGGUCCUGCGUGUCCGGCGCCGUACGCUCAGUCCGAGAGGGUGGGCGCAGCACUUGAGUGGCUUGGCCCGCAUCGGGCCGCGUGCUCGGGGAGAGGACUGUGGACUGGAGGGUGGCACACAGCAUGGCGGAAAACCGAGAGCCCCGCGGGGCCGUCGAGGCUGAGCUGGACCCGGUGGAGUAUACCCUUCGGAAGCGGCUCCCCCACCGCCUGCCCCGGAGGCCCAAUGACAUUUAUGUCAACAUGAAGACUGACUUUAAGGCCCAGUUGGCCCGCUGCCAAAAGCUUCUGGACGGAGGGGCUCGGGGUCAGAAUUCAUGCAGUGAGAUCUACAUUCAUGGCUUGGGCCUGGCCAUCAACCGUGCCAUCAACAUUGCCCUACAGCUUCAGGCGGGCAGCUUCGGGUCCUUGCAGGUGGCUGCCAAUACCUCCACCGUGGAGCUUGUCGAUGAGCUGGAGCCAGAGACUGACACACGAGAGCCGCUGACCCGCGUUCGCAACAACUCGGCCAUCCACAUCCGGGUCUUCAGGGUUGCACCCAAGUAAUGGAAAUGACGGUGGCCACCUUAUCCACCCACCCCCACAUAAGUAGGCUCAGAUAUGGCUCUUCUUGUACUGAGUACAGUCAUGGACCUCCUACCAGAGCCACAUAAGAAAAAGCCUGUCCCCUUAUAGCCCAGAGGACUCUGAACUGCGAGGGAGAGUAUUGUCUCUUGUUGGGCCCAAGCAGUGGGUCUUCCCGAGUCUUUGUGGUCUGUAACCAUUGUCCUAGACAAUAAAAACUACCAAGUUGUGUUAGUAUGCGGCCGCGCCACCGCCA
This is a messenger RNA of Leptonychotes weddellii (Weddell seal), 916 nucleotides long. It is a transcript of the gene POP7, whose product is annotated as POP7 ribonuclease P/MRP subunit. Gene Ontology annotation, biological process: tRNA 5'-leader removal. NCBI's taxonomy places the organism in Eukaryota, Metazoa, Chordata, Mammalia, Carnivora, Phocidae. Gene Ontology annotation, molecular function: nucleic acid binding. Gene Ontology annotation, cellular component: nucleus; ribonuclease MRP complex; nucleolar ribonuclease P complex. The record is from RefSeq and is a predicted model, not a curated record.